GUAGUCGAGCCUCUAAGAAGAACAGAGAUAAACAACAAGCAGCAGACGAGACGACGUCUGCCGUCCAUUCAAUCUUUACAGAUACAGAACUCUAAACUCGGAUUUGCAGUGAUUUCAUUUGAGAGAUGGUGAACUCUGCGAUGAAAAGGCCCAGUUUGGAGCAGCGGAAGGUGCGUUCUCGUGACGCGGCGCGCAGUAGGAGGAGUCAGGAGACUGAGGUGUUUUACGAGUUGGCACACUCGCUACCCCUUCCACGACGUGUCGCCUCCCACCUGGACAAAGCUGCCAUCAUGAGGGUGGCGCUCAGCUAUUUGCGCAUGAACCGCUUGAUCCAAACCGCGGGGCCAACAGAAACGAAGACGGAGGAAACGGAGAAUCCCACUGAUGGCUUUUAUCAGCAGGCACUGGCUGGCUUUAUUCUGGUGAUGACCGAGGAAGGGGACAUGAUCUUCCUCUCAGAGAGUGUCAGCAAAUACAUCGGCAUAACACAGCUGGAGCUGCUUGGACAGAGUGUGUAUGAGUUUGUUCACCCCUGUGACCAAGAAGAAUUGCGAGACAUCCUCACCACAAUACCAGGUAUUUCAAAGAAAAAGACAGAGAAGUCAGCUGAGCAAAAUUUCUUCCUUCGGAUGAAGAGCACACUCACCCACACAGGAAGAACAGUUAAUAUCAAGUCUGCAAACUGGAAGGUCCUUCAUUGCACAGGACACAUGCAGACGUUCAGUGGUGAUGACUCGCUCCCUGCUGGCAGCUUCCUGACAUUGCUGUGCGAGCCCAUUCCUCACCCUUCCAGCGUUGAGUUCCCACUGGACAGCAGCACUUUCCUCACACGCCAUAACAUGGACCUGACUUUCACGCAGUGUGACGGACGAGUCACUGAGCUUGUUGGAUACCACCCUGAGGAUCUGAUUGGCCAGUCUGCUUAUGAGUUUUUUCACGCCCUUGAUUUUGACCAUGUGACCAGGAGUUUAAACAUCUUGUUCACCAAGGGCCAGGUGUGCACCAGCCAUUACCGGUUUCUGGCUAAGAAUGGAGGAUUUGUCUGGACUGAGACUCAAGCCACUGUCCUCUACAACAGCAGGACGUCUCAACCCGAGGCUGUGGUCUGCCUCAACUUUAUCCUCAGUGGCGUGGAAGAGGCAGAUGUUGUGUUCUCAUUGGAACAGACCUGUGAGAAACCAAAGCCCAAAACUAAGAGGCUGAGUGAGAUGAUGGAGGAGGAGGAGGAGGAGGAUAAGGAGGAAGAGAAAGAGGACUCCGACAUGGAGGAGAGCAGCACUGCAGAGCUUUUCCUCCAGAUGAAGGAGAACCCAGAGGAGUUACUGCAGCUGGCACCUCACUCUGGAGAUGCUAUCAUUUCCCUAACAGAGUGUGUGGAGUUGUCCUUCUGCCGUCCAGCUAGUCCCAACAGUAUCCCAGAAUGCCCUCAGGAACUCUGUACACCCGAACUCCGCCAGCUCCUUUCUCCGAUAUUCGACGUUCAGCCCUCCAACUCUCCACCUGCUGCAAGCCCCGCUGAAGAGCUGCCCAUGGAGAUGGAAGUGGUACAGAAGUUAUUCACCCUCAAACCUGAAGAGAGCGUAACUCUGAAAGGACAGUCAGAGGCUAUGGAUGAGCUCGAUUUGGACAUGCUAGCUCCAUAUAUCUCCAUGGAUGAUGACUUCCAGUUGACCUUCCUGCCCCAGAGUGAAAUGGCUGCAUCUUCAGAAAAGAUAACAAACACUUCAAGGAAACGAUGUUUAGAAGAUGAGGAGGAAGAUGACAUUCCUGUUCUGGCUGCCAAAUGGGAGAAGAAACAGUUGAGCAGCUCCAUAGAGGAACAGUUGCUGCUCAGCCACACAUUACUGAAUGACUUGUCCGAUGAUCCUUCGGAAGAAUUCGAACCGCCACCUCAAAAGCGAAGUCAGCUUUUGACCGACAGGGACCCGUUACUGGGCGGAGUGCAGGCGUUGUGUGAUACAGCAGCUCUCAUGAGAGGCACCUUCCUGUCACGCCCACCUGACUUAACACGCUCACCUGUUGCUGAAACAAUGGCGUUCCUUACUUGAAGAAUGAAUAGAGUGGACGAGUUCUCAGCUAAUACAGCGACCGCAAACAGGGAAGGUUACAAAUAACCCUCUUCUCGCUCAACAUGUAUCAACUUAACAUGUAUUUCAGAAAGUGGUGUUUUACAGACGAAACACAGGAGGAUAAUUGGUCUAAACAUUCUAUUACACGUGUCCAUCUCUUCUUUUUUAAAUGUGUGUGUGUGUGUGUUUAUAUAUAUACAUACAAACACGCAUAUACAUUGAUCAACAUUUGAAGUGGAUCAAAAAGUUAAUCAAAGAAAGAGUGUUGUUCAAAAUUCAUGUAUAAUAAUAUAACUUUAAUGAAAGGUUUUGAUCCACUUCAAAUGUUGAUUACUGUGUAUAUACACACAUACUUUUUUUUUUGCCCCAAUACUAUAGUCAAGAGUAGUUACAAUAGAAGUAGUUAAUAGAAUUAGUCUAAUAUAGUGAUUGUUUAUGAAUUUCCCAUUCUCAACAGACCCUGAUUUUUAGACUUGUCAGUAGAUGGCGACAUUUCUGAAAAAUAAUGGUUCUCGUCAGACCCUCGUUUUCUGCGUUCAGUCCAGUUUCUUCAAAUAACAAAUGCUGCCAAAAGGGGGCAGAAAUCGAAGCUAAACUGGCCUGGAUAUGUUAAAUGGUGUUAACAUUUUGUUCUACCACUUGUAGCCUUAAUCUAAACUUCAAGCAUAACCUCACUUGACUCUAAGUUUAUCUGAAAGUUCACGAGGUGAUUUCUUACAAUGGUUCAAUGGGUUGAAUCCCGUUGACUAAAAUCAUGGGUUAGGCUCGUUUUGAGUGGAUGAGAUCAUGAUUUUUUAGUUAAUAGAUUAUUCACUGAUGCCAUAGCUGACAAACGCAACAAAUACUCUAUCAGUGAUCAUCUGAUUUUUAUAAAGCAUUUUAAUAUACUAUUAUAAUUACAACUUGUAAGUGAAUCUAUACUACGUAUCUUUGGUGUUGAAUUACAAAUAGUACUGUCUUCUGUUCUGUAUCUUUUCCAGUAUAUCUAAUGGUCUGUAAUGGUUUUCAAAGAGGCUAUGGUGCUGACACUGCAGUCGUAUUUGACUGAAACCCAUGAUCAUCUUUGGUCUAGUUAUUUGUUUUAAAGGACGGCAUACAGGAUUAGUUUAGCUUUUUUCAGUUGACUGUGAUUGUUAUAUGUCCCCCUGAUUUCUGUUGCUAGGACAGACACGACUCAAGGGGCCUUAUUCAAAUGGUGUCAGAUAAGACACAUGCCAUUCACAAAUGGAUUACAGUUCUUCUGAUUACUUGGACUUUUUAUAUGUUACUUUGUGUAUUUUUGCAUCAUAUAUUUCAAAUGUAUGUAUACCUUGUAUUGACUGAUAAAGAAAUAAAACAUUUUAAAUGCUUUUAAAA
This is a messenger RNA of Pimephales promelas (fathead minnow), 3425 nucleotides long. It is a transcript of the gene hif1al, whose product is annotated as hypoxia inducible factor 1 subunit alpha, like. Gene Ontology annotation, biological process: regulation of transcription by RNA polymerase II; cellular response to hypoxia. The record is from RefSeq and is a predicted model, not a curated record. Lineage: Eukaryota; Metazoa; Chordata; Actinopteri; Cypriniformes; Leuciscidae. Gene Ontology annotation, cellular component: nucleus; cytoplasm; transcription regulator complex. Gene Ontology annotation, molecular function: DNA-binding transcription factor activity, RNA polymerase II-specific; protein dimerization activity; RNA polymerase II transcription regulatory region sequence-specific DNA binding.